Molecule: messenger RNA, 857 nt
Organism: Echinops telfairi (small Madagascar hedgehog)
Lineage: Eukaryota; Metazoa; Chordata; Mammalia; Afrosoricida; Tenrecidae
Gene: FOXD2
Product: forkhead box D2
Exons: 1
Source: RefSeq, a predicted model, not a curated record
CCGCACCCGCACCCGCACGCCUUCGCUUUCGCCGCCGCCGCAGCGGCUGCGCCCUGCCAGCUGUCGGUGCCCCCAGGCCGUGCCACCGCGCCUCCACCGGGACCCCCGACGGCGUCGGUGUUCGCUAGCCCGGCCUCUGCGGCGGCUCCUGCGCCUGUCCCGGGCACUGGACCGGGCCCGGGCCCCGCGGGCCUGCCGGCCUUCCUGGGCGCGGAGCUCGGCUGUGCCAAAGCGUUCUAUCCCGCGUCACUGAGCCCUCCCGCAGCGGGCGCCACGGCCGGUCUGUCUACCGCACUCCUGCGCCAGGGCCUCAAGACAGACGUGGGCGGCGGUGCGAGCGGUGGGGGCACCGGGGCCGGGCAGAGGCCUUCCUUCUCGAUAGACCACAUUAUGGGCCACGGUGGCGGCGGGGCAGCACCCCAGGGCGGCAGCGAAGGCUCCCCAGGAUCACCGUUCGCAGCGGCCGCAGGCCCUGGGGGUCAAGCCCAGGUAUUGGCCAUGCUGACUGCUCCAGCGCUGGCUCCAGUGGCCGGCCACAUUCGCCUAUCGCACCCUGGGGACGCACUCCUGUCCUCUGGGCCCCCGUUUGCCAGCAAAGUCGCCGGCCUCAGUGGCUGCCACUUCUGACCGAGGCAGGCCUAGGACCGGUUAGGCCAGCACUCCUCAGCCUCUCUCCGGGAGCUCCUGCGGUCCCAGCGGAUCUCAGGGAGUCUAUUUAUGAAGAGUCUCCAGACCUCGGGAGGCGCGAGGCCCCACGCUCCGAAUCUCUCCGAGAGUUGGGAAGAAGCGGGCUCCAUCGCUCUGAGAGGAAUCCAGGCUAUAAGUGACCAGGCCGAAAGCAAAGAACCCCGUCCCAG